AUGGAGAUGGAGAACCAGAUAAGUCUUCCUCAUCUUCUGGAAGCCGUUGGAGAAGCCUUAGAGCAAGGACAGAACACACUUGCCCAAGUGAUUCUGAGAUGCAUCAACCACAAAGCAAGCCCUCUUGGCGAUCCUCUUGAACGUCUCUCAUUCAAAUUGUCCCAAAAUCAUGAUACUUCAGAACAAGGGGCUUUCAUCAAACAGGAAGCGUGCAAGAGCUUCCACAACGCUAUCAUGGCUAUCUACCAAGGCAUCCCACAUGGCAGAAUUGCUCAUUUUGCAGCCAAUUCAGCAAUUCUAGGAUCUAUUACAGAGGAUUCGGAACUCAUAGACAUAGUAGACUUUGAUAUGGGAGAAGGGGUUCAAUGGCCUCCAUUGAUGGAGAUUAUUGCUCGUCAACAUAAAACAUUGAAAUUAACGUCAAUCAGAUGGGAAGAAGAGGACAGCCUAGAUGCCCAUUUUGUUUCGACCCAGUGGAAAUUUGAAGAAAUCAGAAGGAACCUCUACCAGCAUGCCAAAUCAUGUGGGUUGAAGUUGAAGGUGGAGGAACAGAGUAUUGAGGAAUUGGUGACGGAGCUCAAGAUAUUGAACAAAAAGGGUGGAAAUGGAAAUGGAAAGAGAAAUUUCUUGGCCUUCAAUUGCAUGGUGGGUCUUCAACAUAUGGGUAGGACCAGAAGUAGAAGACACGUCUUAGAAUUUCUGAGGGUGGCAAAGGAGUUCAUCGAAAAAAGCUCAUCUUUCAACAAGGGAAUCAUUGCUUUUGGUGAUGGAGAAGCCUGUGAAAAACUCAGAAGCUGCAAGAACUUCAGAUCAUUCUUUAAUGGGAGUUUAAUGCACUACCAUGCUUUGUUAGAAUCAAUAGAAUCAGGUUUGCCAAGUGAAUUCUCAGAGGCAAGAACAGCAAUGGAGAGUCUGCCCGUGGCACCAUAUGUGUCCUGUGAGGGAUGGUUUCAGAGAUGGAAGGAGAUGAGAGAAGAUUGGAUUAAGCUUCAAUGA
Molecule: messenger RNA, 996 nt
Organism: Prosopis cineraria
Lineage: Eukaryota; Viridiplantae; Streptophyta; Magnoliopsida; Fabales; Fabaceae
Product: protein NODULATION SIGNALING PATHWAY 2-like
Exons: 1
Coding region: 1-996 (331 amino acids)
Biological process (GO): regulation of DNA-templated transcription
Cellular component (GO): nucleus
Molecular function (GO): DNA-binding transcription factor activity; sequence-specific DNA binding
Source: RefSeq, a predicted model, not a curated record